AUGGCGAUUGUUUUUUUCCUGCUCGGUGAUGCGAACGGGUCUCGACGUCGUCGUCGAAUUCAUCGGACGACGACGACGACGACGACGAGGACGACGAGGAUGGAAGAAGAGAAACAAAUAUCGGAGCUGGAGAAAAAACAGAAAAAACUCGUCGAGGAAAUGGAAACCGCGGUAAAGCGAAGGGUGGAAGAAGCGCUGAGAGAGAUUGAAGAAGAGAGCAAAAAGAAGAAGGAAACAAAGGAGGAGAAAGAGGACGUGGAGAUGGCGGAUUCGUCCCCAACUGCCUCUGCCGCGCGGCCGGCUCGUUCGGCGUCCACGAGGACGUCGCCGGUUGCUCCGGGGACGACGCCGAGCAAAACCACGAAGAGCGCGAACGGGACGGAGGACAUGUCCUGGGCGCAGACGAAGAGCGACGAGGGCGAGGAGGAAAUCACGUCGCCUUCGAACGAGUACACGCGCGUGGUCUCUAAAACGAAGAAGCAAGAAGAAGCGAGACGACGGAAGAUGGAGGAGGAAGAAGCGGAAAAACGACGACGAGAGGAAACGAAACGAGAACGAGAGGAGAAGAAGACGAGAGAAGAGAAGGCGAGGGUGCAAAAUAGAAUGGAAGAAUUGAAGCGAGAGAACGAACGAUCAGAAGAGCAAAACCUUCUGCGCGAACGAUGGCGAGAAGAGGCUAUGAAGCAUUUACGCGAGUCUGGAGCGUAUGAGCACGCGGAAAAGAAUGAUUUACACGCCUUUCUGACGCUGACGAUGAAAGAGGAGAUUGGUAUCGAUCGCGCAUCCAUCGAGACGUGGUACAAAAGAGCGCAAAGAAAGUUCCACCCGGAUAAGUCGCAAAACAUGACGGAAGAGGAGAAAGUUCUCAACGAGGAAAUAUUUAAAACCUUGGUUCUCUUGCUCAAGAGAUGGACGGAAAAUGGUAAACCGCUCGGAAGAAAGCAACCGCCGCGGAGAAGGCCGGAAACACCCCCCGAGGCGAAAUUUUCCAAACAAGAACAAGACGACUUUAAAAGCACCGAGAGGACGUGGAAUCGAGCUCACGCGAAGAGUGGCACGCGCCGCAGGUCGUCGCCGUCGGAGAAGAAGAACAACGGGGGAUCAUCCACGAGCAACAACGACUCUUCGCGAAGCAACGGAUUUCACUUUUCUUCGAACCCGUUCUCGAACGCUCAGCCGCCGCGGCAGCAAAAACAACAUCAGCAACAACAACAACAACAACAACAACAAGCAGGUCUGAAGAAACCGUUUAGCACGGGACCAAAGAAGAGCAAAACCGAUAGCCAGCCGUCGUCGCCGUCGACGCGAUUGUAG
Molecule: messenger RNA, 1314 nt
Organism: Bathycoccus prasinos
Lineage: Eukaryota; Viridiplantae; Chlorophyta; Mamiellophyceae; Mamiellales; Bathycoccaceae
Exons: 1
Coding region: 1-1314 (437 amino acids)
Source: RefSeq, a predicted model, not a curated record